AGCCGAAGAUGUCGGCUCGGUCAUGUGAUCAGCUGUGUCCAAUCACAGCUGAUCACAUGGGACAUGUACACUGAUCAUCAGGACACUGAUGAUCAGUGUGCCCUGAUGAUCAGUGUAGCCCCAGCAGUGCCACCUGUAAGUGUCCAUCAGUGCCUUGUGUCAGUGCUCAUCAGUGCCUCGUGCCAGUGCCCAUCAGUGCCACAUCAAUGCCACAUACCAGUUCCCACCAGUGCACAUCAAUGCCACAUAUCAGUGCCCAUCUGAGCUGCUUUUUAAUGUCACCUAUCAGUGCCAGUCAGUGCCAUCUAUCAAUGUCAGUCAGUGCCACCUAUCAGUCCUGCCAAUCAGUG
This is a messenger RNA of Staurois parvus, 350 nucleotides long. NCBI's taxonomy places the organism in Eukaryota, Metazoa, Chordata, Amphibia, Anura, Ranidae. The record is from the annotation of a GenBank genome assembly.